UAUUUAUAAUUUCAUUCAGGCUACUAAAUACAAAACAUGCCUAGCAGAAUGGGCUCGAAAACUGAUUUGAACAAAGACUUCAUCAGAGUGAAAACACACUAUAGUGGGGACAUCCUGAUAACAAACUUGGAUGCAUCAAUGAGCUACAACGAACUUUGUGAUGAAGUGCAUGAGAUGUGUAAUCUACAACAAGAACAGCCGAUUACCCUGAAGUGGAUUGAUGAUGAAGGUGACCCGUGUACCAUCUCAUCGCAGAUGGAACUGGAAGAAGCCUUCCGUUUGUACUGUCAAAACAGAGACGAAGGGCUGAUCAUUCACGUUUUCCCAAGUAUUCCUGAGAAACCCGGCAUGCCUUGUCCAGGAGAAGAUAAAUCGAUCUACCGACGUGGAGCCAGAAGAUGGAGGAAGCUGUACCGAGUGAAUGGGCAUUUGUUUCAAGCCAAACGUUUUAACAGAAGAGCGUAUUGUGGCCAGUGCAGUGAAAGGAUAUGGGGUCUCGGAAGGCAAGGCUACAAGUGUAUCAACUGCAAAUUGUUGGUCCAUAAACGUUGUCAUAUACUUGUUCCACUGACCUGCAAAAGGCAUAUGGAUUCGGUCAUGCCUUCCCAGGAACCUCAGUUAGAUGAUAAAAAUGAUGAAGUUGACCUCCCUUCAGAAGAAACUGAUGGCAUUCCCUACAUUCCUUCAAACCGGAAACAUGACAACAUUAAAGAUGACUCUGAGGAUAUCAAACCAGUCAUUGAUGGAAUGGAUGGAAUUAAGAUUUCUCAGGGGCUUGGACUACAGGACUUUGAUUUAAUCAGAGUUAUCGGACGUGGAAGUUAUGCCAAAGUUCUUUUAGUUCGGUUAAAAAAGAAUGAUCAAAUUUAUGCAAUGAAAGUAGUGAAAAAAGAAUUGGUCCAUGAUGAUGAGGAUAUUGAUUGGGUACAGACAGAGAAACAUGUGUUUGAACAGGCAUCCAGUAACCCAUUCCUAGUUGGUUUACAUUCAUGCUUUCAAACAACAAGUCGAUUGUUUCUUGUCAUAGAGUAUGUAAACGGAGGAGAUCUUAUGUUCCAUAUGCAACGGCAAAGAAAACUUCCUGAAGAACACGCAAGGUUUUAUGCUGCUGAAAUUUGUAUCGCUCUAAACUUCCUACAUGAAAGAGGCAUAAUCUACAGAGAUUUAAAACUGGACAAUGUUCUUUUAGAUGCAGAGGGUCAUAUCAAAUUAACAGAUUACGGCAUGUGCAAGGAAGGUUUGGGCCCUGGUGACACUACAAGCACUUUCUGUGGGACACCAAAUUAUAUUGCACCAGAGAUCCUCAGAGGAGAAGAAUAUGGGUUCAGUGUGGACUGGUGGGCUCUCGGUGUGUUGAUGUUCGAAAUGAUGGCAGGAAGGUCUCCAUUUGAUAUUAUUACUGACAAUCCAGACAUGAACACUGAAGAUUACCUCUUCCAAGUUAUUCUGGAGAAGCCAAUCCGGAUUCCAAGAUUUCUUUCUGUCAAGGCUUCCCAUGUGUUAAAAGGAUUUUUAAACAAGGACCCCAAAGAAAGGCUUGGUUGUCAGCCGCAGACAGGAUUUUCUGAUAUCAAGUCUCAUACAUUUUUCCGCAGCAUAGACUGGGAUCUGCUGGAAAAGAAGCAAGCAACCCCUCCAUUUCAGCCUCAGAUCACAGACGAUUAUGGUUUGGAUAACUUUGAUACACAGUUCACCAGCGAACCUGUGCAGCUAACCCCAGAUGAUGAAGAUAUAAUAAAGCGAAUAGAUCAGUCAGAAUUUGAAGGAUUCGAAUAUAUUAAUCCGUUAUUGCUGUCAACAGAAGAAACAGUAUGAAGGAAUGACAUCUUCAUUGUGGACAAUGUGAAUGACCUUUACAUUUAUCCUUAACCACAGUAUAUGCAUGCGAGGCUG
Messenger RNA from Tauraco erythrolophus (red-crested turaco), 1893 nucleotides. RefSeq names its product protein kinase C zeta (gene PRKCZ). The record is from RefSeq and is a predicted model, not a curated record. Gene Ontology annotation, molecular function: protein serine/threonine kinase activity; protein binding; ATP binding. Lineage: Eukaryota; Metazoa; Chordata; Aves; Musophagiformes; Musophagidae. Gene Ontology annotation, biological process: protein phosphorylation.